GGUGGGAUGAGCGCGGAGCAGCUGGCGAAGCAGCCUGGGGGCGGCGGCUGCCAUGGACGGACCAGGCGAGACACGGCGGACGGGAGCAGAGGAAGGAGCUGAGAUGCCUGGUGUUUUCCUGAUAUGUUUUGAAUGCUGAGUUUGCCUUUCUAACAAUGAACAGUUCAAAACCAUCAGCGUUGCUUGGAACUGGUGUAUUCUCCAAUACUACCUGUCCCACGGAAAAGAAGAUCUCUGUGUUUUUUUCCGUCAUCUUCAUGACAGUGGGGAUUUUAUCCAACAGCCUUGCAAUAGCAAUUCUCAUGAAGGCGUACCAGAGGUUCAGACAGAAAUCAAAAGCAUCUUUUUUGCUUUUUGCUAGUGGCUUGGUUAUUACAGACCUGUUGGGCCACCUCAUCAACGGAACCAUUGCUGUAUUUGUAUAUGCCUCUGACAAAGACUGGAUUCGAUUUAACCAGUCAAAUGUUCUCUGCAGCAUUUUUGGCAUCUGCAUGGUGUUCUUUGGCCUAUGUCCCCUUUUUCUGGGCAGUGUGAUGGCUGUUGAACGCUGCAUUGGAGUCACCAAGCCGAUAUUUCAUUCAACAAAAAUGACUUCUAAACAUGUAAAGAUUAUGUUGACUAUGGUAUGGCUCUUUGCCAUUUUCAUAGCUUUACUGCCUAUACUUGAGCUAAGACCCUAUCAAAUCCAGGCAUCAAGGACCUGGUGUUUCUAUAAAACUGAGCACAUUGAAGACUGGGAAGACAGAUUUUACCUCUUACUUUUUUCAUGCUUGGGUUUACUGGCCCUUGGUAUUUCAUUUUUGUGCAAUGCUGUCACGGGGAUUACACUUCUAAGAGUCAAAUUUAAAAGUCAACAUAGACAAGGCAGAUCUCACCAUUUUGAAAUGAUCAUUCAGCUCUUGGCUAUAAUGUGUGUCUCUUGCAUUUGCUGGAGUCCAUUCCUGGUGACCAUGGCCAAUAUUGGAAUAAAUGAAAAUCAUUCCCAGGAAUCCUGUGCAACAAUCCUAUUCGCUCUCCGAAUGGCAACGUGGAAUCAAAUUUUAGAUCCAUGGGUAUACAUUCUCCUGAGAAAAGCUGUUCUUAAAAAACUCUACAAGAUUGCCAGGAGAUUUUGUGGUGUGCAUUUUAUUAACUUGCAUACAUGGGAACUUAGCUCCAUUAAAAAUUCUUUGAAAGUUGCUGCAGUUUCUGAUUCACCAAGCAGUUCCAAGAAAACGAACCAGCAGCUACUCAGUUCAGCAGUGCAAUAAAAUGAAGCAUGGAGAACGAUGAACUUAAUGGGUAAUGGUAGUUAAGCUGCUCAAAAAUUGGUACAGUGUGACUGGGCUGGGUUUUUUUUUGCCACUUCAAAACAGGAGAGCUGGCCCAUUUCUGGAAAUGUAACAAUAUGGAGCUGCUUGUUACCUUCCAAAGACUGCUAUUUAUGUGACUGGCCCAUCAAACCUGGGGCUGAAGACUUGUGACUCUGUAUAACAUAACAGAAAAGCAUAUGUGUUCUGUUAAAAACAGAACAUUAAGCAUAAAAGAUGAUGCUGGUAGCUUUGGAAAUACUUUUGAAUAAAAGAAUAUUGUUCAAUGUUCUUAGGAAAAAGAAAAGAAGCAAACAAACACCUUACUGUUGAAAGUGGCAAUGAAUUUGUUUGUUAAGUGUAACUUUGAAGAUGCACCUUGCAUUGCAAGUAUAACUGUUCCACAUUUUCUUGAAAAUGUAGCACUCAAAUCUGAAAAGCAUGCAUUGUGGCAGGUCAGUUUCUUGGUGAAGGGACUCAAGACCUUGCAAGCUGAACUUCUCACAACUUAAAAAAAAGAAGUCCACAGAUAAAUGCAUUUACAUAGUAAAAAGGAAAACAAAAAACCACUUGUGACAUAUGUGCCAAAUGUUAAUUUUGAUCAUUCAAACUGAGGUCAGAAUCAAGUAUGUAGCAAUAUUCAGGUGUGGUUGUUUUUGUUUUUUAUAAAAACAGAAACAAAAAGUGGUUGAUACAAAUGUGAGAAUUGCAACACACUUGGGUUGAGCUAAAAUAAUAAUUGUAGCACAGAAUUAUGUAGAUUGAAUUUAAAAGAAAAUAGUGGUGCAGAGCAUACUGAGCUUGGCAAAUCCUUUGAUUAGCCAAUGUUUCAGCAAGAGGAUGGAAGAGAAACUAGAUAGGAUGAAGGGAGUGUGGUUUCCAUUUCAUAAGCAAAGGAUUUUACAGAGACUCGGGAAAGCUUUUAUUAAGAAUGUAAUAACCUGUCUGCUUAAUAAUCAGCCUUAAAUCUCUGAGAUCUAGUAUCAUAUUCUUUAAGAUACCAGGCCCACACAGUACUGCAUAACUAUUUCAAGCCCCAUAGCAUUCCUAGGAUCUCAGGCAACUAAGUGCCUAGGAUUUUCCCCGCCUUGUAUAUGCUUUCACAGGUUUGUUUGUUUUUUAAUGGAAAAAGAGUAGUGAUGGGUAAAGCAGAGAUGUUAAAUCUGUUCCCACCAUUUGUCUGCAAGCAAAAGUAAUUUCUGAGUAGAAUACUCAGAAACAUUUGUGGGUAUUCUUACAGAAGUCACAAGCCAGGCCUGUCAUAGCUUCUCUCUCUCUCUCUCUCUCUCUCUCUCUCUCUCUCUCUCUCUCUCUCUCUCUCUCUCUCUCUCGUAAAAAACAAAACAAAAAGAAAAUAUGCCUGAAAUAGUACCACUUGAUGCUACUGCUGCUAUCACUAUUACUCCUCUCGCUCUUGAACCUUGCACAGUGCUGUACAGAAAUAGCAUCCUGCAAAAGGCUUAUAGACUACACUAGACAAACGAAACAAGAGUUUUGCAGAGCUUAGGGCCAAACAAUUUAAGACUUGUAAUAUCAAAUGGAACUCACCGACCAUUUAUUGUGUCCUUGUCAGGUGACUUCCUGUUUUUGUAUCCAAACAGGCAGCAUAAUUGAUUGAUCAGGAGCUUUAAUCAUCUUUAUCGCUGAAUGCUGGUGGCUGGUGGGUUGUAUUUGCUCUGGUUAGACACCUGCCUUGGUGGCUCCUACAAGUUGUGCAGGCUUAGUAAAGAUGGAUUGACAGGGUUAAUAGCAAGGUGGAGAAAAUAGCAUUUUGUAAAAAAAACACCAACCCAUUGAAUUGUCAUAUGAAGGGGUCAUUAGCACUUCUUUCACAAGCCCUGGGACACACUAGGCUUUAUUUUUUUUUUGAUAGAUUACAAUAGGGCCUUAAUGCCAAAUCAAUGCUAUCACUCUCUGUGGUGCCACUGAAAUAACUCGGUGAGUCAAAUUUAAAAUUGGACAUUUUAUUGUACAGGUCACGAUGUCGGUAUUUAAUAACUUCCUUCAGUUUUUCAUCCUUCUGGGCAAGAAGUUUGCUUCAAUGACAGCAGACUGAUGUUCAACCAUACAUUUGUGAAAAUGCUUGACUAGCAAAAAAAAAAA
Messenger RNA from Lacerta agilis (Sand lizard), 3392 nucleotides. RefSeq names its product prostaglandin F receptor (gene PTGFR). The record is from RefSeq and is a predicted model, not a curated record. Gene Ontology annotation, biological process: inflammatory response; positive regulation of cytosolic calcium ion concentration; adenylate cyclase-activating G protein-coupled receptor signaling pathway. The transcript is spliced from 3 exons. Lineage: Eukaryota; Metazoa; Chordata; Lepidosauria; Squamata; Lacertidae. The coding region runs from base 156 to 1250 and encodes 364 amino acids. Gene Ontology annotation, molecular function: prostaglandin F receptor activity. Gene Ontology annotation, cellular component: plasma membrane.